CAACUGUAUUCUCUGGUGCGCCCCCACAUGGAAUAUUGUAUACAAGUAUGGAGCCCUCGUCAUCAGAAAGUAUUAUUAGAAAGUAUAUUUCUUUGUAUUUGGAGAAAGUUCAACACCGGUCAACAAAAAUCACUCCAUAACUAAGUCGACUUUCAUACCAGGAACGGGUGAGGGCCACUAGGCUAACAACAUUGCAAACCAGACAUAACAGAGCACAUCUUUUAAAAGCAAAUUAAAUACUGAGCAAUUAGGAGGAUAUUGAUCCAGACAACUUUUUCAAAAGGUCAGAUGUAAUACAUACAAGGGGGCAACACUUUCAAGCUCAACAAGUCACAAUGUAGGACAGAAAACAAGAGAUACUUUUGCACCCAUAGGGGUAUAAACCCAUGGAACCGCCUACCUGCCAAAACCUUACAUUCUUUUAGGGUUUUGACGGGUUAAUACUGCUGAAUUUCAAAACCAGUUUGAUAAAAUCAUCAGAACAAAUGAGGGACUAUAGACAAGCCGCUAGCUUCCUGUUCACGUCGAGGCCACUAGAGAAAUAGUUCGCCAGGUAAAUUCAGGAGAUUCUAAGAGUAGUGAGGACAUGGAUUCAGAAACGCCUCAAAGCAAGAAGAUCUCAGUGGUAGAUCUGGGUCAGCUGGGUCUGGGACGGGAGACGGAGCCCAGCCAGGAGGAGUGGCAGAGGGUGGCGCAGCAGCUGCAUCAAGCCUUCACCGAUAUCGGCUGCGCUUAUCUCACCAACCACGGUGUUCCCGACGACCAGGUGAGUCGUCUGCUGGUCUCAGGGGCCGACUUCUUCUCCCUGAACCGCACCAAGAAGGAUGAGUUCGCUCAUAAUCUGGAGACUAACUCAGGCUACAUCAGCCCGCAGACAGAGUCGAUCAACGACGAGGAACUCAAUGAGGGCUUCAUCGUUAAGACAGGCGAGGAGGACCUACCUGACAAAGAAGUACCGUCCUUCAGGCCGGCCUUGACCUCCCUUCUGGAGUACUACAAGGCGCUCUCCACCCGGGUCAUGAAGGCCGUGGCCCUGAGCCUCGGCAAGGAGAAGGAGUGGUUGGUCAGCAUGCACCAGGAGCUGGGCUCGAGGAACGGCCUGACAUGCCUACGUGUCAACCACUAUCCCGCUGUACCAGCCACCGUCGCCGAUGGAGCUGUACGUUUCGCCGCCCACUCUGACUUCGGCACCCUCACUUUCCUUUUCCAGGACGACGCUGGCGGCCUCCAGGUGCAGGACCGCCAGGGGGUGUGGCAAGACGCUGUCCCUGUGCCAGGCGCCGUCUUGGUCAUGGUGGGAGACUUCCUCAAGUUCAACUCUGACGACAAGUUCAUCGCCGCGGUGCAUCGAGUGGUGGUUCCUAAAAGCGACGAGCGGCGAACACCCGCUCGAAAUGCCAUCAUAUACUUCGUUAUCCCUGACGGCCACCUUCCCAUGGCGCCUGAGGGCUCCUCCUCCACCGUCAACCGCCUCGAAGUUCGUCAGUAUCUGUACCAGCAGCUGAACAACAUCUACAUCAAGAGAGAAUAGCAAUGAUAUCCACACCCAGAAAUAAUAACACUGACUUUCACACCCGGAUAUAGCUGUGCUAACUUCUACACUCAGACCAUUGACUUCUACACUCAAGAGAUAGAACCACUGACUUCUACACUCAAGAGAUAAUGGAACUGAUAGUAGCCGUCGCUCUAGGUAAAUCGGCUGAGGUCCACUUGAGAGGAGUAUAAUAUAAUUGGGAAGCGCUCAAUCGUUUCGUUCCCGAUGUAGAGAGUACAUUUAUCUAAGUUGCUGAGAAUGUGAUUUGAAAUGUAUUGUAAUAUAAUAAUUCUGAAUUGUA
Messenger RNA from Procambarus clarkii (red swamp crayfish), 1835 nucleotides. The record is from RefSeq and is a predicted model, not a curated record. NCBI's taxonomy places the organism in Eukaryota, Metazoa, Arthropoda, Malacostraca, Decapoda, Cambaridae.